Messenger RNA from Ascochyta rabiei, 1434 nucleotides. RefSeq lists its product as uncharacterized. NCBI's taxonomy places the organism in Eukaryota, Fungi, Ascomycota, Dothideomycetes, Pleosporales, Didymellaceae. Gene Ontology annotation, molecular function: dioxygenase activity. The transcript has 2 exons. The record is from RefSeq and is a predicted model, not a curated record. The coding region runs from base 1 to 1434 and encodes 477 amino acids.
AUGGGCGUGCAGCACCUCGCGCUCGCGCCCGCGCCCUCUGAAGCCGGUCACGAGAUAUGGCGUGCAGCAGCAAGCACCCUCGAGCACGAAUGUAGACUUACUUGGACAUGUCAAGAAUCCCCAAACACCGCGUCUCCGCUCGAGCAACACCCCAGCGACGAAUUGACCAUCCACCCCGCACCUGCGCACUCCUCCCUCCGCACCCUCACCAUGCCCAACACCACAGCCCCAGCCCCAGCCCCAGCCACAGCCACAGCACCAGCCACAGCCACAGCCACAGACCCAGCCACAGACCCAUUCCUCACGCUCCCCAUCCUCCCCCUCUCGCGCGCGCUGCACCCAGCCACAAAGCCGCAGUUCUUAGCCGACCUGCGCGCCGCCCUGCUCAACGUCGGGUUUCUGUACCUCUGCGAGACAGGGCUGCCGGAGGCGCUGGUGCGGGAUGUCGUGGCCGAGUGUCGAGGCUUCUUUGAGGAGCUGCCGAGGCGGGAGAAGGAAGCGAUUGAGAUGAAGAACGAGAAGAGUUUUCUCGGUUGGAGUCGUCUCGACAACGAAACCACGGCAUUCAACACGGAUCACCGCGAGCAGCUGGAUCUCUCGACACCACAUGCGGUCCCAGGGCCUGAGGCGCCCCUGUACCACAACCUUCUCGCACCGAACCAAUGGCCGUCGCCAGAGUAUCUACCUGGGUUUCGUCCAGCGUUCGAAGAGUACAUGCAACGCAUGGCUGGCAUCUCGACUCUCUUCACCUCGUUGAUCGCCGAAGCGAUUGGCCUGCCCGCCGAUGCGUUCACUCGGUUCUUCGACGAGCAGCAGCAGCACAAGCUGAAGAUUGUCAAGUACCCUGAAGUCGACGUGCCGGAUCUGGCAGCGGGUGCGAGCGAAAUGGACAAGAAGAAGUGGGAGAUCAAGCGACAGGGUGUCGGCCCACACAAGGACAGCAUGCUCACCAGCUACUUGCUCCAAGCAAGCAACCAGCCAGGUCUGCAGGCGCAGAACGCCAAAGGACAGUGGAUUGACUGCAAGCCCAUGGACGGCACGCUUGUCGUUGCGAUUGGCCAGGGCAUGGAGGCUCUUACAAACGGUGUCUGCGCGUCGACGACGCAUCGCGUGCUCAGUCCGCGGAAGGGUGAGGGCGCGCGAUACUCCGUCCCGUUCUUCCAGGGGGUAAGCUACGACGCAGAGUUUGAAGCCAUGGAUGUCCCUGCGUCUGUGUUGAGGUUGCGCGACGAGGCACGCAAGGCCAGAAAGGACGAUGUCGAGUUCACCUUUGUCAAAGGACAAUGGGCGCAUCUAGGAGAGGCCACGCUCAUGAACAGGGUGAAGAGCCAUCCGGAUGUGGGCGAGCGGUGGUAUCCAGAGUUGCUGCAGCAGAUCCGCACACGACAAGCUGCAGCAGCAGCAGAGGCGGCGGCGGCGGCGGCGGCAGCGUAG